AUGUGCAAAUGCCUUCUUUUAUUUUUGGCGUGCUUCUUGCCGCCAAUCGCUAUCCUUCUCUAUGAAGGAUGCACUGCGAACAUGUGCAUCAACAUCUUGCUCACCUGUCUCGGUGGUAUUCCAGGAAUUAUUCACGCGUGGUACGUCAUUUUAUGCAUGGAGCCGAAAACGGUCACCAACGUCUACGUGCAGCAAGGUGUCCAACCACCACCAGCCUAUCACGCAUAG
Caenorhabditis bovis is the source of this 228-nucleotide messenger RNA. Lineage: Eukaryota; Metazoa; Nematoda; Chromadorea; Rhabditida; Rhabditidae. The record is from the annotation of a GenBank genome assembly.